This is a messenger RNA of Penicillium riverlandense, 1116 nucleotides long. RefSeq names its product zinc-binding alcohol dehydrogenase family protein. The transcript has a single exon. NCBI's taxonomy places the organism in Eukaryota, Fungi, Ascomycota, Eurotiomycetes, Eurotiales, Aspergillaceae. The coding region runs from base 1 to 1116 and encodes 371 amino acids. The record is from RefSeq and is a predicted model, not a curated record. Gene Ontology annotation, molecular function: oxidoreductase activity, acting on NAD(P)H.
AUGUUCAAAAACUCCGCAGCAUGGCUCAUUGAGAACAAGGCUCGUCCUCUGCAAGUCAAAUCAGCUGCGUACACCAGGCCGCGCGAAGGCGAAAUCGUGAUCCGCAAUUACGCCACAGCCAUCAAUCCAAUCGACUGGAGGAUACAAGACAUGGGAACAUCGAUGAUGUACAAAUGGAUCAAAUACCCGUGUAUUCUUGGGUCUGAUGUGGCGGGCGAGGUGGUCGAGGUUGGUCCCCAAGUAACACGAUUCAAAGUGGGAGACCGCGUGGUCGGUCAAGCGGUUGGGAAGGAUGAGAAACGCAAUCGGGAUGCCGAGUGCGCUUUCCAGCUCUACGUGGUUCUAUUGGAGCACAUGGUUUCGCCAAUCCCGGAGUCAUUGCCGUAUGAAAACGCGGCCGUGAUUCCUCUGGCCGUGGCCACGGCGGCCUGCGGCCUCUUCCAGGCGGACCAGCUUGGACUUCAGCUCCCCUCGACAAGUCCCAAGCCUAAGGGUGAAACUCUGCUAAUCUGGGGCGGUUCCACCAGCGUGGGUAGUUGUGCUAUUCAGCUCGCUGUGGGUGCCGGCUACGAAGUCUUUGCCACGGCAUCGCCUAAGAAUUUCGAUUACGUCAAAAAGCUUGGGGCAGCAAAAGUGUUCGACUACAAUAAUAGAACUGUCGUGGAUGAAAUUGUGAAGGCCUUUAAGGGGAAGACAUCGGCUGGCGCAAUUACGAUGGCUUCGGCGGGCACAGAGUGUUGCAUGGAUAUUCUCAACCGCUGCAGCGGAAAGAAAUUCGUUUCCUUGGCCGCCUAUCCAGUUCCUGCGACUAUUCCCAAGCAUUUCCCAGUCCUGCAAACCAUGUUUACAUUCAUCACCCGGAGUUUCGUCUAUUGGUUCAAGUCCAAAACCCUGGGUGUCAACUAUAACCUUAUCUUCGCCACAAGUCUGAUUGAGAAUGGGAUCGGCAAGUCGAUCUUCGCGGAUUAUCUUCCUCAGGCACUGGAAACCGGCAGAUUCCAGGCGUCUCCAGAGCCAAUCGUGGCCGGUACUGGACUGGAGGGUAUUCAAGAUGCCAUGGACUAUCAAAAGACUGGGGUUUCUGCAAGGAAGGUGGUUGUCUCUCUGAAAGACUGA